UCUGUGAUGGGAGCAGCCAACCGUGCGCUCAGAUGUUCAGAGAGAGAAAAAAAAGAAGAUAUAGUGGGCCGGCCGCUGGAGGAAAGUGUGCGUGAGGGAGUAUUGUAAUUCCCCGGGAGUGAAGGGCAGGGCACGCGAGCACAGUCAGUUUAUUGUUCGGGUCCGGUAACCUGGCAUUUAACCGGUGCAUUUCAGGGAUUUCCCCACCAACAGUCUUUACUCGCAUCUCAUGGGCUCGGAAAUAUUGUGCCCUUGAAAUCCAUUUGUAACUGUCUAUAAUGUUCAAGAAGAGCAAGAGCAAAGUUCUGGUGGAUGAAGCGUCAGAGGAGGACGACGUGUCGUGGCAUCAUGGGCACGCCAGAAAGGAUAAAGACUCUGAGGGAACAAAGGAAGUUCUGAGCCCCUCAGCAAAGGAUUCUAAGUUAAAGAAGGUUAAAUCAAAGCGAGAAAAAGGAGACAAGAAGUUGUUUCCUUCUCAAGAUGAUGAAGAGAUCUUGCUAACAGGAGUCACUGUCUCUCACAGAAGAGGGUCUGCUAAGAAAAGCUGGGAGGACGAAAAGAGUAAACCGCACUCAGAAAAAGACAAAGUGCACUGUCUGUGGGACAGCAUCACCAUGACGAUGAAGCAAAUCACACCUACAAGGAAGAUCGAUAAAAUUGAGGGCUGGGAACCUCCUCAGCUAAACGACAAAACACAGGAGGAAAAGAGUGAGUUGGAGAGAAAAAAAAGCGACUCCUCGCCUCUUUCCUCCCCUCUGUCUCUGUCUUUACCACAAUCUCUGGGUUUGCCAUCCUGGGUCGGGUUGGGUUUGGAGGAGGACUCAUCUCGCUAUGCUAGUCUGACUGAGUCACAGACGGGAGGCCCCGCCCAGUGGGCAGCUCGCGCCCGUGACAAAUUGGCCGCCGUCCGUCGCCGAAGUCCAGCCAGCUUAUCAGAGAUUUCAUGGGAGGGGCUUAAGUGAUUGAAUUAUUGGGCAUCCCUCAUUGAAUGGAAGUAAUGUGUUUGUGAAGAUAGCCCCCCCCCCACUGCCCACCGAUGUGAAGAAGAUGAAGAGUAGGACCCUCAGACCAAGAGUGCCUGCUUUUAAGAGCCCGAAUGAUUAACCUUCAUUUUUCCAUUUCAAUGAAGCUCCUUCAAUUGUAUGUACUACAGCCUUUAUCGCACAAUUGCACCCUAUUGGUGACCAAUGGUAUUGACCAAUGACCACGAUCUAUUAUAGAUUAUUUUUAAAUGACAGCUUUGGUCUUUGGACACAUAAAUCCACAUUUUAUUCCAGCAGCCAAUUAGCCUUAUCACUUCAGUAAAAUGCCAUUUCAAGUGCCAAUAUUUUAGGCCGCACUACACACAGUCACAGUCAGAGGGCGUAUUGUGUCUCAAUCGCCAUUAUAACGCUUGAUGCAUAUUUUUGGUUUGUAUAUAAAUAUUUUAAGCCUCAGAUGUUAUGUAUGUUAAUUUAUUCUGGUAUGUUGUUAAUGAGUGAAUGUGAAAUUAUGUAGAAAUGCCUUUCACUAUCUUAAAGGAAUGUUUCAGGUUCAAAACAAGUUAAGCUCAAUCAACAGCAUUUGUAGCAUGCUGUUGAAUAAUACCACAUAAAAUAAUUUCGACUCAUCCCUUGUUUAUUAAAAAAAAUUGCAGACUGUUAUUCUAUGAACAUGCGCUAGAUGGACAGCUUUCGUUGUCCCCGUGUUUAUAUCACCGUUUCAAAAAGCUCCUCCCUCGAACAUGGAUGGGGGAGAAUAUGGUGGUGGACUUUGCGAAUGGGGACCCCUGGGAAUUUUGGGCCCCUGGGCUUCAGCCCAUGCAUUAAUGUGCCCCUGGUGAAUAGGGCAAGUCCAUUAACAUACACUGUUUCCAAAGUAAAGCAACAAGACCUAAACAUUACACAUUAGCAUGAUUUUAGUUAUGUAGUCAUGGCAAUGAAGUUGUAAUAUUGGAUAAACUGUAACUUUACACAGAUAAGUUUAGUAAGCCAUUUUAACACACUAAAAUCAUGUUAACACAUAUAUGCUAAUGUUUACAUCUUGUGGCCAUACCUUUAAGACUGCAUGUAUUUUAGUGUUUAUUGAAUGGCUCCCAUUCACUUCCAUUGUAAGCAACUUCAAGAAACCACUUUUUUUGCUUUAUAAAAACGAGGAAAAUCGAAAUUAUUUUUUUGUGGUAAUGAACAUUGUUUGAGCUCAACUUGUAUUGAUCCCAGAACAUUCCUUUAACUGUGAUUAGAGUAUACAUGUACAGUCACCACUGCCUGCUGAUUCAGUGCAAGUGCUGUCACAAUCAUUAUCUGUCACAAUCAUAAUGUACUGUAAUUAUUCUAUGCAAUAGUCUCCUUGCUAUAAUCACAAACACUUGCAACACUAGAAAAAAACGACAAUCACCAUUUACUAAAAUUGAAUAUAUUUUAUAUAUAAAUCUUUGGCUAAAUGCCAUUAAAUUGCAUAUUAAAUAUUUGGAUUUAUAAGUGCCUUAUUGCUGAUUUUUAGAGAUUAUUUAUAAUCAGAUUUUGAGUGAGUAACUGGGAUUGCUUCAUUGUUGUCAUAGCAUUGUUAAAUUUGUACUUGUCCACAAAUAUGUUUAACUUUGAGAAGUGAUUACAUAUUCUUAGUUUAAGAUUUUAGCUUUUUCCAUUUGGGGCUUUGCAAGAGUGUUUCUUAUAUUUUGAUUUUAUUAUACUACUACUGAGUGAUUUUUCACUGUAUCAAGAUUUUAUCACAGAUCACAGAGAGUAAGCUGUUAUGAUUUUAGGGGGCGUAGAUUAGUUCCCCUUGUGAACCUGAAUAAAAAGAGCUACACCUAAAACUCACUCCUUGAUGGGGUUUUUUUUCCCCUGCACAUAUUGUUGGUAAAAUAACCUGUUAAGAAAUGUAUUAAUAUUUGCUAACAAUUGUUUACAGUAAGUCUUAAAAUUACUUGAACUCUGUAAAGCAACCAUAAAGGUUUUGUAGGCGAUGUUAGUCUAAUGUUGGGCAUUCGUUAUUAUGAUAUGUCAUGCAUUCAAGUUGGAAACAAAAUAAUGCUACAAAUA
Molecule: messenger RNA, 3023 nt
Organism: Myxocyprinus asiaticus (Chinese sucker)
Lineage: Eukaryota; Metazoa; Chordata; Actinopteri; Cypriniformes; Catostomidae
Product: testis development-related protein-like
Exons: 4
Coding region: 279-962 (227 amino acids)
Biological process (GO): spermatogenesis
Cellular component (GO): nucleus; cytosol
Source: RefSeq, a predicted model, not a curated record